GGAAUCACUGACUUUUAAAGAUGUGGCUUCACAUCUUUUUAAUGAUAUGACUUCACAUUGGAGGAAUGGAGAUUGAUGGACCCUACACAGAGCAACCUGCACAAGGAUGUGAUGCUAGAGAAUUACAGGAAUCGUGUCUCCCUGGGGCUUGCAGUUUUCAUACCAGAUAUGAAAUCUCAUUUGGAGAAUGGAAAAGGACCCUGGGCAGUGCUGAGAGAAAUUUCAAGAGGCCCCUAUCCAGACUUGGAAACUAAACUUACAACCAGGAAUGCUGUACUAACAGAGGAUACUUCUGAAGAUUUAUCACAGGAAGCCAUAGUAGAGAAACUCACAGAAAGUGGCCUAUGGGAUUCCAGAAUGGGAAGAUUAUGGACAUGGAAUGACAGGAUUUUGAGAUUGCAAAAUAGUCUGGAGAGUCACUUGAGUCAAAAGAUUGUUACACAAAAGAAAAUGCCCACUGGUCAAAGAGGCUUUAGAUUUGGAUCUGUUCUUUUUCCAGAACCAAAAGUUGUCACGGAAGAGCCCCACAGAAAAUUCCAAACACAAGAGGAAGGGUUCACAAAAAAUUUGGAUUUGAUUACAGAUACCCACUUGGGGAAGGUAAUUGGCAAGGAUCCAGAAGACAUCAAAUCCAUAAGGCAGACUUCAGAACUCACUUUGAGGGAGAAAUCAUUAAAAAAGAAAAACCCUAUGAAUGUGGCACAUGUGAAAAAGCCUUUCGCUAUAGGUCAUUCAACAUCAGAGAACACACCCAAAGAAAAACCUUAUGAAUGUAGUGAAUAUAGGAAAGUAUUCAGCCAGCUCUCAUAUUUUAUCAUAAAAAAUUCACACUGGAGAAAAACUCUAUAAAUGUACUGAAUAUGGAAAAGCCUUCAUUACUACUCCAAAUGGCCAUUAACCUGUGAGAAGAUUUGAACCCAAGUAGUACUCAGGGAAACGCAGACUAAACUUCCAAUGAGAUCAAGCUUCCACUCAUGGAGAUAGAAAAAAAUCAAGAGAUCUGUUGCUAAUUGGACUUGGGGGACAUGUGUAUUUUUGUUUUUUUGCUUGUUUGUGAGGAACUUUGGUUUAUUUUGGGAAAUGUCACAUUUAAAUGUCAAAAAAGUAUUUAAGUGUUUUGUUUAAAAAAAGAUUUAUUUAUUUGAAAGAGUUACAGAGAGAAAUAGAGACACAUACACACAGAGAGAGAGAGACAUCUUCCAUCCACUGGUUCACUCCCCAAAUGGUCACAAUGGCCGGAGCUGAGCCGACCAGGAGUCAGGAGCUUCUUUCGGGUCUCCCAUGUGGGUGCAGGGGCCCAAGGACCUAGGCCAUCCUCCGCUAUUUUCCCAGGCACCUUAGCAGAGAACUGGAUUGGAAGUGGAGUGAGCAGCCCAUAUGGGAUGCCAGCACUGCAGGAAGAGGAUUAACCUAGUACACCACAGGGCCAGCCCCUAAGAUGUUUUCAUAAAAUUAAGGGAACAGCUUAUACAAAUAACCAUGUAUUCUUACCUAAGUGUUCUAGCUUGUAUUUGUACCAGCAGUCCAGCAAUGCAAACUAUUUAAAAUAUACAUAUUUAUCCUUUGACCUAGAAGAUGCAAUUUUGAGAAUUUUUCCCAUGGAAAUAAAAAUAAUAUCAAUGCAUAAGAAUACAAAUAGGGCCAGUGCCAUGGCUCAAUAAGCUAAUCCUCCACCUAGUGGUGCCGGCACACCAGGUUCUAGUCCUGGUCGGGGCGCCGGAUUCUGUCCCAGUUGCCCUUCCAGGCCAGCUCUCUGCUGUGGCCAGGGAGUGCAGUGGAGGAUGGCCCAAGUGCUUGGGCCCUGCACCCCAUGGGAGAGCAGGAGAAGCACCUGGCUCCUGCCUUCGGAUCAGUGCGGUGCGCCAGCCACAGUGGGCCGGCUGUGGCGGCCAUUGGAGGGUGAACCAAUGGCAAAGGAAGACCUUUCUCUCUGUCUCUCUCUCUCUCACCAUCCACUCUGCCUGUAAAAAAAAAGACAAAUAAAUAAGAGUGUUUCCUGAAGUAUUGUUUAGAGGGAGAGGGAGAAAAGCCCCAUUUGGAAAAGUAAGCACUCAUUACUAGAUAAAUUGUGAUAAAUCCUUAUUUUGAAGCUCAUGAGGAUAAUUUUUAAAAUGAGUUCUGUCUGUACGGGAGAACUUCAUGAUAGUUCCACAAUGUUUUGGUAAAUAAUUGCUUUAUAGCAGGAAUGUAUAUACACAAGGUUCCAUUUUUGUUAAUGAUUAUAACACGUAUUAUGUACUUCUGUGUGUAUGAGAUUGGAUGUGCAUGGAGAAAACAAUGGAAGACUAUACACCAGGUAUCAAUACUGGUUACCUUGAGGGAGAAGAGAUGUGGGGAGAAGGGAGGAGGAGAAGACUGGAAAAAUGGAAACAUGCAAAUGUAGCAUAUGGUGUAAAACUAUGCAAUAUUCUAUAUUUAUGUGAACUUUGAAGGGACGAAUGAAGUAGUCUCUGAAAACUUAAUGAUGGUUGUUUCAGGGUUGGUGGACUAUCAGGUACUUUUUGUUUGACUUUUCUGUGUGUGUAAGUUUUUCUUUACAAUUAGUAGGUAAUAUUUACAUAAAAAAUGAAUAGCAUCUUUCUUGUGAAGCAAAUUUAUUUGACACCUACUGUGUCCCAGGCACUCCUAUAGGUGUUGCUUAUAUAUAGGUGAGGGAAGGGUACUCUAGGGUCUAAAAGCAUGAGAAUUGGUUCUAAUGUUGGGUAGACUCCCAAAAACUUACCCAGUACUUCAUUCCUUCCACUCCCUGAAUUUCAUCUGGAGGAAGUAGUGAAAAGUUCAAAUGAAAGACAUGCCCCAAAAUAUCUGGAACUUUGUACAGGCUGUAGACCAGAAGACUACAGUCUCAAAAAAUAGUUCCAGGGGCUGGCACUGUGGUGCAGUGGGUUAACACCCUGGCCUGAAGGGCUGGCAUCCCAUAUGGGCACUGGUUCUAGUCCCAGCUGCUCUUCUUCAGAUCCAGCUCUCUGCUUUGGCCUGGGAAAACAGUAGAAGAUGGCCCAAGUCUUUAGGCCCCUGC
Molecule: messenger RNA, 3019 nt
Organism: Oryctolagus cuniculus (rabbit)
Lineage: Eukaryota; Metazoa; Chordata; Mammalia; Lagomorpha; Leporidae
Source: RefSeq, a predicted model, not a curated record